Molecule: messenger RNA, 3290 nt
Organism: Pygocentrus nattereri (red-bellied piranha)
Lineage: Eukaryota; Metazoa; Chordata; Actinopteri; Characiformes; Serrasalmidae
Gene: scyl3
Product: SCY1-like, kinase-like 3
Exons: 14
Coding region: 237-2555 (772 amino acids)
Biological process (GO): protein phosphorylation
Molecular function (GO): protein kinase activity; ATP binding
Source: RefSeq, a predicted model, not a curated record
AGAGCCGAGCGAAGCCGAGCGGAGCGUUUUAAUGCAGCCUUUGAAAACAACUGACUUUUGGCCUCGAAAAAUCGUCCAAAUGACUCGACCGACGCCGGAACUGACCAGGCGCCGGUGCGGGUGUUAAAGUGUCGGCUGUGCUGUAAUGGCAGCCUUCGGCAAGACUGACUGAUUUUCGCCGAGCUGGGAAGCGACUCAGCCGUUACAGUGUAGUUGGUUGCCCUCUCCGAGCAACCAUGGGAGCGGAGAGCAGUGCCCUGCGAAGCUGCAUCUUGGAGGAGCCGUUGCUGACCCUGCCUUCGGGCCUCACGAUGUACUCUGCCAUCCUCCAGGACAGCAAGCCUGCUUCUGUGUUUGUCUAUAAGCGAGGCAGUGAAGACAAAGUCAACAAAGCUGCCAAGCACCUGAAGACUCUGAGGCACCCAUGCCUGCUGCGAUUCCUGUCAUGCUCCGUGCAAGACGGAGGCAUUCACUUGGUGACGGAAAGAGUUCAGCCGUUGGAGCUUCUCCUGGACAAUCUCACACCAGAAGAGAUCUGCGCAGGCAUCUAUGACCUGUUGCAGGCCCUGGUCUUCCUCCAUGACAGGGGCAAAUUAAGCCACAACAACGUGUGCAUGUCCUCAGUCUUUGUCAGUGAGGAUGGACACUGGAAGCUUGGAGGCAUGGAGACUGUUUGCAAGUUUGCGGAAGCAACGCCAGAGUUUCUUGCCAGCGUUCAGGCAGUACGAGAGAGCAGUGCUGUUCCUCCUGAAGAGAAGCUGGACGGGUUUAAAUUGCUUCCUGACAAGCACGCCCACUCGCGGGACGCCUACUCUUUUGGUGUGCUGGUGGAGGUCCUCAUUCCCCUCCUAAAUGGAUAUGUGUCUGAGGAGCUGGCAGAGAGUCUGAGGAGCAUGCUGCAGGUCAGCCUCCUGACCCCUGAUCCUGCAGCCCGACCACCUCUCAGCAGUCUACUGAAUCAUGAGUUUUUCAGGAAUGACUUCUUGGACAUCAUGAACUUUCUGAAGACUUUGACUCUGAAAUCUGAGGAGGAGAAGCAUGAGUUCUUCAAAUUUCUACUGGACCGAGUUCAUAGCCUCCCAGAGGAGUUAAUUGGCGCUCGUUUGGCUUCUAAGCUGUUAAACUCCCUUGUGUUUGCUGAACCGACAGCUGUUAAAAGCUUCCUGCCUCACCUGCUACAGCCAAAGAAGGAUUCUGGAGUUGGGGUUGGAGAGGAGUGCCUGCUGUCUAUGCCACUCUACCGCAGGCAUGUGAUCCCGCAACUCCUGAAGCUCUUCAAAGUUAAUGAGGAGCAUGUGCGGAUGGUGCUUCUCUCCCAUAUCCAUGUCUACGCUGAGUUCUUCUCUCAUGAUGAACUCAAGAACCAGAUCCUACCUCAGGUUUUGCUGGGAAUGAGGGACACUAAUGAUACUCUAGUCGCCAUGACAUUGCAGAGCCUGGCAGUGCUGGUCCCAUUGCUGGGGGCACAAGUGGUAGUAGGUGGGGAAAGGACAAAGGUCUUUAAACGGACUACGCCGAACUUUACCAAGUCAACAGACGUCACCCCAGAAACCUCACCGGUUCAUAUUGUUGGGCAGUCACUUCCCCAUAUUUCGCAGCCCUCAAAGAUUGUGAGUCUGUUUCCUAAGCCCUCUGAAGGAAAGUCACUAGUCCUGGAGAACCUGAGUUCCAUCCAGACUGUCCGAGAAGAUGCUGCUGUCCAGCACCCUUCAGCAUCAAAGACAGUGGUGAUCAGGGAUAUGGCUUUCCCUCUGAAUGGCUUAAGGAAAGGUAAGCAGGAAGAGAAUGGCCAUUCGGCUGGCAAUCUCAACGAGGACUGGCCUGAUUGGGGCGACGUGGAGGAGAAAUCAGAUAGAGAUGACGGCAAACCAGUCCAGAUUAGCAUACGGCCGGUGGACAUUACCUCCAAAUUACCGACCACCAGUGGCGACGAUACAGAGGAACCCUGGGAUGACUUUGAGGAAUCUGAGGUUACUUCAGACCAGUCACCUACCACACCUCGACCGGUCAGAGCGUCAAACCCCUUAAGACAGAGUGCCGCCAUAUCUAUAGCCCCGUCUCGCUCUGGAACUGAAAGAGUGUCCAAAGCACUCAGAUUGAGCUCUGCUGUGAAACCUGCUCCAGAGCAGAAUAGCACAUCAUGGGAUACUGGCUGGGACCAGAGCAUAGAUGACCUCAGUGGUAGCAAAGCAAGUUCAGCUACAGAGCCCAAACUUAAAACCACACGCAGGAGUGCAGGAGCUGGAAGACUGGGAGAGGAGUUCACCAUCGAGGUGAAAAGGAAACCAGGGAGUGAUCCAGAGCUGGACUUCUUCGCUGACAUGGUACCAGAAAUAAAACUGUCAUCAUCUUCCACGCUCUUCCCUGGGGGGAGUUCAGGCAGCAAGUCUGCAGGACCUUCGGCUGCACCUGUAUCUAACACUGAGCCAGACGGCACACAGUCUGUGAACACACUGGAACUGACUGCCAAGUUUGCUGCAGUAGAUCUGACAGAGACCGAAGCAGAGGGCUGGGGUGAUGGUGACAUCAGCUGGGAGGAUGAAAAUGCCUGGUGAUAAACUGACAUUUUUUCGUAAAGCCAUAGGAGACCAUGCAAGACAAAUCAGUGAACCAAGAAAGUGCGACUACAUGAGGCAAAACGGCUGGAAACUGCCAUGUCCAGUGUCAACACUACUUUCAAUGCAGAAGUGGAGCUUCAGUGCUACUAAUGGAGAAGCAUUAAAGAGGUUAGCUUUGCCAACAAUGCAAGAUGUAAUGCAUCUUGGACGGUCAUCCAUUUCAAACCGCGUUCUUAUGUCAGGGCUACUUUUUCUGGCUCAUUUUCAUCUGUUUUGUACGGGUGCACAUUUCACCCUGCGGGAGAACAGUAGACAGGCAUGUAAUGUGAUUGUCAAAAAAAAAGACAUGCUGAUAAUGAAUCGCUUGGACUGAGUAAUGAGCAGACACUACAAAUAAUCUGAGAUUUACUGUCAAAACUGUGCCCCCUGGCACUGAGAUUAGCUUAUCUUCUGAAAAUGAACCAGGAUGCACCAGAUUGAAGUGACAAUGUUUUUAAUUAGGGACUUUCUCAAGCUCUCCGCCAAGUCCUGAUGGAUCUUCCUGCAAUGAAACAGAGAUUCACUGGAAGUACAUGUGCUGCGCUUGUUUUAAGUUUUAAAUCAGGUUUUUUUUUUUUUUUUGCCAUGAGCCUCUCAAAUAUGUUCUACCUAUUACAAGGAGGAGCCUUAUAGAAUAGCCAGUCUCAGCAUAAGUGUACAUAUAGAAUAUAUUCAAAUAAAUCUUUAUUUGGG